UUUCAAAUGGACAACCUGACAUUCAGAUACAGUGUACUGUUAGUGGAGGGACUGCAAAUUACACAUCAGUCCAGCCAGCUGACCUUCGUUUUUCUAUUGAUUGCUUAUGUCUUUGCAAUGGUGUCUAACAUUGGGAUUUUGAUUCAGAUCUCAGCAGAAAAAAGUUUACACCAGCCUAUGCACAUUCUUUUCUGUCACUUGCCAGUGAGUGAUGUAAUUGGAGCAACUGUCCUCAUACCACGCUUACUGAAAGAUUUAUUAACAGACCCCUCUGAGCGCUACAUUACAUAUGUGGAGUGUGUUUUCCAAGCUUUUUUUGUACAUUUAUAUGGAACAACUUCCCAUACUAUUCUAAUGAUCAUGGCCUUUGACAGAUAUGUGGCCAUAUGCAAUCCACUGCGAUACCCAACUAUAAUGACCAAUAAAAUGAUGGUUAAACUGUCAACAGGAGCCUGGGCUGCUGCAAUAUUGCCAGUGGGAAUUUUGAUUGGCCUCAGUGUGCGUCUGUCUCACUGCAGAUCAUUUAUUCCAAACCACUUUUGUGAUAAUGCUUCACUUUUUAAACUGUCUUGUGAAAAUACUGUGAUUAAUAAUGUAUAUGGGUUAACUUUUACUGUGGUUUUACUUACCUCUUCAUUGGGGUGGGUGUUAAUGACAUAUCUCAGAAUAGCAAUGGUAUGUUUAAAAAGCAAAAAUAAAGCGACCAACAGCAAAGCCAUAAAAACUUGCAGCACUCAUUUGACUGUUUAUGUAAUCUUACUUAUCUCUGGUUUUGUCCCAAUUUUUCUUCAUCGCUUCUCUGAGUAUGCUGAAAAUAGGAAGUUUGGGAGUGUAAUUUUCCAUGUUAUACCACCAGGAUUAAACCCCAUAAUAUAUGGUUUACAAGCCAAGGAAAUAAGACAAAGAAUGUUAAAACUGUGCAGAAAUAAAGUGAAUUCUAGCUGA
Onychostoma macrolepis is the source of this 945-nucleotide messenger RNA. RefSeq names its product olfactory receptor 52N2-like. Gene Ontology annotation, cellular component: membrane. The record is from RefSeq and is a predicted model, not a curated record. Gene Ontology annotation, biological process: G protein-coupled receptor signaling pathway. The coding region runs from base 7 to 945 and encodes 312 amino acids. Gene Ontology annotation, molecular function: G protein-coupled receptor activity; olfactory receptor activity. Lineage: Eukaryota; Metazoa; Chordata; Actinopteri; Cypriniformes; Cyprinidae. The transcript has a single exon.